ACUAGCACAAUCCUGGAAUCACUCGGUGGACCCUCCUGGUUAGAAUAACGCAAGCACACGGACAAGACUGACCAGCGCCUCUACAAGAGUUGUCAACAAUGUUUCGCCCGGGAACCCAUGGUCAAGCUCUUCGUGUGUUCGAGCUGCAAGAAGAUCUACUAUUGCUCUCGCGCAUGCCAGAAAAAGAACUGGAACCAUCACAAGCAUAUUUGUGCAGAACAGAAAGCCUUGAACCAGAUCUUCGACGGGCUCUCUUUGUUGAGCCCGUUGGCUGCACAAAGGCAGAAGCAUUGGUUCGAGUGGCGACAAUGCAUAGACGAACGGCCUUACGUCAACGCGCUGCGUUUGCACAAAGACUGUGGUCAGGCGCGAACACACCUCAUAAUAGAGGAAUCGGUGUAUACCCCUGAUGCGGACAGGCGCUUCACAGUCGUGAGAUGUGGGGUGUUUCGAAUUCAUGAAGCCCUGACAGAGAUCGAGCGUAUCAUGAGGCUCAAACCCGGUGGGGGCGCCGAAGCUUGCAGCCAUUCGCUGAAAAGGCAACCUCAAGAUGGGCCUCAGUCCAUUGCCUUUAUCGUCUUUCGCUUCAGCGAAGGCGUCGCUCCAUGGCUAGAUCGUCGCACGAUAGAUGCCGAAGACCUUGAACAGAUGCCGUAUAAUCCAAAAUGGCGUCAGGACAUAAACAAGGACCACCCUCCAGCAAAGCUCAUACUUAGCGAAGACCUAAAGGACGCGGAAUUCGACUGAGUUCAUCUAGAAAGAAGCAAUCUCACUCGAGUCACGGCUCCCGGCGAUCUCAUCUGCUUGCUGAAGCACCGCUUGCGGUAAACCUCUUAGAGGCAAGAAACCACUGUGAUUCUACAUGUACCGAUGUUUCUUACCGGAAGUUUGUUAUCCCUCUAAUGCAAGCAGUGCUCCUGCGCUUCGGUCC
Messenger RNA from Fomitopsis serialis, 931 nucleotides. RefSeq lists its product as uncharacterized. NCBI's taxonomy places the organism in Eukaryota, Fungi, Basidiomycota, Agaricomycetes, Polyporales, Fomitopsidaceae. The record is from RefSeq and is a predicted model, not a curated record. Bases 118 to 747 code for a protein of 209 amino acids. The transcript has 5 exons.